Molecule: messenger RNA, 867 nt
Organism: Trichoderma breve
Lineage: Eukaryota; Fungi; Ascomycota; Sordariomycetes; Hypocreales; Hypocreaceae
Product: methyltransferase domain-containing protein
Exons: 1
Coding region: 1-867 (288 amino acids)
Source: RefSeq, a predicted model, not a curated record
AUGACUAGCUCAAGGGCCAGCAUGGCCUUCUGGCCUAAGCAGAUGAUACCUCCCACACCUGAAAACUACAAGGAGCUCGCAAAAGAUGGCGCAGAAAGGCUAGCUGCCGUAUCUCUAGAGCAGAUCCCGGCUAUUCCGGCCGGUGCCGUGAUUCACGACAACGGCUGCGGACACGGUUCUGCCACGGCCGUCAUCAUGGCCUCUGUGGCUCCAGAAGUCGCUGCGACUUAUAAAAUCACGGGGACGGAUAUCUCAGGUGGAGCGGUGGAAGUCUAUUGUGACCGAGCGGACACUCAAGGCUGGCCUGCUCAGGGUCUCGUCAUGGACUCUGACAAUCUCAAGUUUCCAGACGAAACUUUCACUCACUCCAUCGGCAAUGCGCUGAUCUUCGUGGGGCCUCGCAACAAUGGGCUCGACGCUACCAAAGAGAUGUAUCGCACGCUCAAGCCCGGAGGGACACUCAUACUAAACUGCUUCGCCUAUGUGCCUGUCCUAGAGCCUAUCCGUGAGGCUUCUCGAGUAACCCGCACAGGGGCCAUACUGCCGGCCUGGACGUCAUUUGCAGAAUGGACAGAUCCAUCUGUUAUAGCGAAUGUUGUGGAGGCCGGUGGGUUCAAAAAGGAGUCCAUAAAAGUCGAGCAGCGCGAGAUGUUUGUGAAUAUCGGAGAUUUUGAUCGCCACACUGAGUUGGUCUGGAGCAUGAGAGGAAUGCCGAGCACUGGCUGGAGCCGAGAAGACGAGGAGAGGUGGGACGAGGCGUUGGAGAUUGUGAGGCGUGAAAUGAGAAAGACUGAAGGUUUCAAGACCCUCGACGACGGCACCACGGUGAUACGAAAUAUCAUCAAUGUGGCAACGGCGACCAAGUAA